Molecule: messenger RNA, 2587 nt
Organism: Colossoma macropomum (tambaqui)
Lineage: Eukaryota; Metazoa; Chordata; Actinopteri; Characiformes; Serrasalmidae
Product: cullin-3
Exons: 16
Coding region: 240-2543 (767 amino acids)
Biological process (GO): ubiquitin-dependent protein catabolic process; protein ubiquitination
Cellular component (GO): Cul3-RING ubiquitin ligase complex
Molecular function (GO): ubiquitin protein ligase binding
Source: RefSeq, a predicted model, not a curated record
UUGUGAGAGUUCCAGCCAUCCGCCAUCACCGUAGCCGAGCACACAAAACAGUUGAGAGUAGUAGCAGGCGGAGGAGGCGGAGGUUUGACAACAAGGCGCACAGAGCGAGGGAGAGAGGGGGACUCGGGCCUCGGGGAAAGGUCUAGCGGGGACCCAUAAGUAACAGCUUUGCAGGUGUCCCGCUGACAACCCACACAGCGUUUCAUGUUUGAGGAGUCCACACACUCACUGAACUAAACAUGUCUAAUCUGAGCAAAGGCGGCACCAAGAAGGACACCAAGAUGAGGAUACGAGCUUUUCCUAUGACCAUGGACGAGAAGUAUGUAAACAACAUCUGGGACCUUCUGAAGAACGCCAUUCAGGAGAUCCAGAGGAAGAACAACAGCGGACUUAGCUUCGAGGAGCUUUACAGGAACGCGUACACCAUGGUGCUGCACAAACACGGCGAGAAGCUCUACACAGGCCUGCGGGAGGUCGUCACCGAGCACCUUAUCAGUAAAGUACGAGAAGAUGUACUCAACUCCUUAAACAAUAAUUUCCUACAGACAUUAAACCAAGCAUGGAAUGACCACCAGACAGCCAUGGUCAUGAUACGAGACAUCUUAAUGUACAUGGACCGUGUGUAUGUGCAGCAGAAUAAUGUAGAGAAUGUGUAUAACUUGGGCCUGAUCAUCUUCAGAGACCAGGUGGUCCGGUACGGCUGCAUUCGAGACCACCUCCGUCAGACUCUGCUGGACAUGAUUGCCAGGGAAAGGAAGGGUGAGGUGGUAGACAGAGGAGCAAUUAGAAAUGCGUGUCAAAUGCUGAUGAUUCUGGGACUGGAAGGACGGUCUGUGUAUGAGGAGGACUUUGAAGCCCCUUUCUUAGAAAUGUCUGCGGAGUUCUUUCAGAUGGAGAGUCAGAAGUUUUUGGCAGAAAACAGUGCCAGCGUAUACAUAAAGAAGGUGGAGGCUCGGAUAAACGAGGAGAUUGAGAGAGUGAUGCACUGUCUCGAUAAGUCAACGGAGGAGCCUAUCGUGAAGGUGGUGGAGCGGGAGCUCAUAUCCAAGCACAUGAAGACCAUUGUAGAGAUGGAGAACUCGGGCCUGGUCCACAUGCUUAAGAACGGAAAGACUGAGGAUCUGGCGUGUAUGUAUAAGCUGUUCAGCAGGGUGCCAAACGGUCUGAAAACGAUGUGUGAAUGUAUGAGUCUGUAUCUGAGAGAGCAGGGCAAAGCACUGGUGUCUGAGGAGGGAGAGGGCAAGAACCCUGUCGACUACAUACAGGGUCUCCUGGACUUGAAGACUCGCUUCGACCGCUUCCUCCAGGAGUCAUUCAGCAACGACCGGCUCUUCAAGCAGACCAUUGCUGGAGACUUUGAGUAUUUCCUCAACCUCAACUCACGAUCGCCCGAGUACCUCUCGCUGUUUAUUGACGACAAGCUGAAGAAAGGAGUCAAAGGACUGACAGAGCAAGAGGUAGAGUCCAUCCUGGAUAAGGCGAUGGUGCUGUUCCGGUUCAUGCAGGAGAAGGAUGUGUUUGAGCGCUACUACAAACAGCAUCUAGCAAGGAGACUGCUUACCAACAAGAGCGUCUCAGACGAUUCAGAGAAAAACAUGAUCUCCAAGCUCAAGACGGAGUGCGGUUGUCAGUUUACCUCUAAACUGGAAGGCAUGUUCAGGGACAUGAGCAUCUCCAACACAACAAUGGACGAGUUCCGCCAGCACCUGCAGUCCACAGGGGUAUCUCUAGGUGGCGUUGAUCUAACAGUCAGAGUUUUGACUACAGGUUAUUGGCCUACACAGUCGGCCACGCCGAAAUGCAACAUCCCCCCUUCCCCACGGCACGCCUUUGAGGUUUUCAGAAGGUUUUACUUGGCCAAGCACAGUGGCAGGCAGCUCACAUUGCAGCACCACAUGGGCUCAGCAGACCUCAAUGCCACCUUCUAUGGACCUAUUAAAAAGGAGGAUGGGUCUGAGUUGGGUGUAGGCGGGGCACAAGUAACAGGUUCUAACACAAGGAAGCACAUACUACAAGUGUCCACCUUCCAGAUGACCAUACUCAUGCUCUUCAACAACAGAGAGAAGUGCACCUUUGAGGAGAUCCAGCAGGAGACAGAUAUCCCGGAGCGGGAGCUGGUGCGGGCGCUGCAGUCUCUGGCGUGCGGGAAGCCCACACAAAGAGUGCUCACCAAGGAGCCCAAGAGUAAAGAGAUCGAGAACGGACACAUGUUUACAGUCAACGACCAGUUUACCUCCAAACUGCACAGAGUCAAAAUCCAGACAGUUGCUGCUAAGCAGGGGGAGUCAGACCCAGAGAGGAAAGAGACAAGGCAAAAAGUGGAUGAUGACCGAAAACAUGAAAUCGAGGCUGCCAUCGUACGCAUCAUGAAAUCUAGGAAGAAGAUGCAGCACAAUGUACUUGUAGCAGAGGUAACCCAGCAGCUGAGGGCGCGGUUCCUGCCCAGCCCCGUGGUGAUCAAAAAGCGCAUUGAAGGACUUAUAGAGAGAGAAUAUCUGGCACGAACGCCAGAAGAUCGCAAAGUCUACACUUACGUUGCAUAGACAAAGAUCUGCAACAAGAGGAGGAGAGAGUGAAAACAAAAGGA